UAUUCAGGAAGUGCUGCUGAAGGAAAAAAAGCGAAAGACAAAAACAGGUCGGGAUCCUCAAUCUCGUUUGCCAUGGACGAAUCGGAAAUCAAGCAAAUAAGUCAACAAUUAACAACCGCUUCUCAUCUAGAACGAUUAGCAUUGACCCUGAAUUUUUCAGUGGAACAAUAUAGCAAGCUUCCGAGUUACAAGAUCUCAGCCUACCGCCUGCUUAAAGCAUGGCAUGAUGUUGUGGUCGAGUGUGAUGAAAACCCAAAAAAGCUUCUGGCCGAUGCCUUAUUAGCAUGUGGAUUCAGGGACCUCGCUGUCUCAUCCUUUGGACAAGAAUUUGUAUAUGCUGAAGCACGGACAAAACCAAAUCCCGAAACAAUCAGAAGGAUUCAGGAGAUCGAGUUGGAAAAGCUGUCAUAUAUUUCCUUUAUAUCAGAAAAUGAAUGUCAUCACAAAGCUUCCGGAGGAACAAUACCAAAGACAGAAACAAAAACAAUACAGGAAUUCGAGUUGGAACCUUCUGAUUACCAAGGAGAACACUUAUCUCAUUCCAUGCGAUCUGAAGAUUCAGGAAAGAAAUUUAGAUCGGGACUCACAAACCGUUUUGCUAUGAGCGAUGGGAAAAUCAUGGAUUUGAGUCUGGAAAUAGAAGUCAUGGAUUUUGAAGAUUUAGCAUUUCACCUAGGGUUUACAUAUAUCCAGUGUAUAGUGUUUCGGCAAUUACGUGAUGAGGGCAUGGCUUACGGCCUGCUUAAAGUAUGGCAUGAUGCUGUAAUCGAGUGUGAUGAAAACCCAAAAGAGCUUCUGGCCAAUGCAUUAUUAAAAUGUGGAUACAGGGACCUCGCCGUCACAUCCAUGGGAGAAAGUUGUGUAUAUGGUUAGCUAAUAUUUUUGUAUUUCAAUUGCUGUCACAACAGUGUCAGUCUAAACAAAACUGCUCACUUUGGAUUGAAGGUUAAGUUCCCAUAAACUAUGUAUGGGAUAGAUACCAAGAAGGAAUUGAAGAAUGAAUUACAGUUGUUACUGCGAGCAUUCUUGGCAACACAAACUACAUUAAACAUGACAUUGCCAAACAUACUUUAGGGUUGCUUGUCAGCUAAAAACCUUAUACAAAGAAAGAUAAAAAGCUUCAUAAAUCACGUUGUUGAAGGUACAUACAAACUCAAUAUUCAAUGCAUUGUUCUUUAAAAUUGUUAACUAUCUUUUAAAAGCAUACCCCAAAGACUGUCGCAUAUUUUUAUGAACAAUUUGUAAAUGGUUAGCUAUUGUUGUUGUUUUUCAUUGCUUUCAAUGCUCUUAACCAAAACUUUUUUUCUUUCAAACUUUAUAUGAAAGGUUGAGUACUCAUUUUAUCGGGAGAUGAAAUUCUGAGUGUUUCUAUUGACCGUUUCAAGACGGUUCUCCCAUAUCGAUCAAUAUAUAGAAUGUUUCAAAAAAAUAUUGUUAUUUCUUUGUCGUACAUAUCUGUUCGAUAUGUCUUUGUUUGCGGCCGUAAUACAUAUUAUUACACAGCGUUUGUGUUAAUGGUCGUCGUCAUUGCCUUUUAAUAUUAACGUGAUAAUAGAAUUGCAUGUUCAUUCACACCAAAGUUACUACAAGUGUUGCCAAUGACAAAAGAACCCAAUGUGACUCAAGACUACUUAACCAUUGUUGUGAUAAUGUUCCAUGUAAUUGUUCAUCGUUACGUUAAGUUUAUUGAUAACAUUUGUAUCUACAUUUUGAUUUCGUUGCAAUGUGUAAAUGCCUAUAACUGUUCAAACGUACCAUUACAAGAUAUGCAGAAAUAGCAAUAUAUUCAAAAUCCUUUCUAAGAAGUAUGCUUUAAAAAAGACCAAGUGGUAUCGAGUCGCUGAUAAUUAGAUCACAACUAGUAAGGAAUGCUGUAAAAUAUGUUUAUAGUCACAAAAUUCACGUGUUGGAUGGCAAAUAGUUCCAAAACGUAGUAUGUGUAUUCCGUGAAUAUUUAACACAUUAAGUGUAAAUAAAUACUGAUAUAUUGUAAAGUCACGUGCAGACAUUUAUGAUCUCGAGAUCAUUUUUUAUCCGUUAUUACUUGUUGUGAAAUAUAUAUAUGUAUUUUCCAGAUGCAAUCAGAAAAGAGCCGAAGCCGAAGCAAAAAACAAUUAAAAGGAUAAGAGAGAUCGACUUUGAAACCGAUGUUUCAUUGAGAUAUAUGGAAAAGGAAGUACUUUCUUUACUUUCCAAUGGUUCGGAAUUUUUCAGUUUUAGAUAUAUUAUAUUAAUCUUUUGUCUUUCUUAUUAGUAGCAACAUUCCUAUGCUCUUAUAUGUAAAAGUCCUUUGUGGAAUUUGCUAGGACACUGGCAAUUGAUGUGUAUGGCAAGGAAGCAUUCUUUGAUUAACUAAAUAUUGUUUGUAUUGUUGUAUUUCUCGUUUUUUUGAAAGAGAUAUUUUUUACACACGCGUCUCAGUUCGUUAACUAACAUGACCAGCUCUGACCAAUGCUCGUUCUCAUUGUUUGUCUAUAAUUAUAAUA
This is a messenger RNA of Mya arenaria, 2486 nucleotides long. RefSeq lists its product as uncharacterized. Bases 73 to 873 code for a protein of 266 amino acids. Lineage: Eukaryota; Metazoa; Mollusca; Bivalvia; Myida; Myidae. The record is from RefSeq and is a predicted model, not a curated record. The transcript has 10 exons.